UUUAUCCUCUUCAGGAAAAGUUAUAAUAAAAAUGACCAGUUACUUUCUGAUGGAAACAAUGGAAAUCAUAUGAGAUCUGACAAUUAAUUGAGAACUUGACACUGCUCACUUAAGUUGGCAGUGCUGUACAAACAGCUUAGUUCAUUUUCACAAUCUUUGUAUGUGGUGUCUCACAGUUGUGUUAAUGUCAAUGUGUGGCCUUGCUGGUGUACAUUAUUGUUGUGGUGGUUUUUUUGUGUGCCCUUGCAAGAAUGUGGAAGCUUGCAUUGGAGAAAUGAACAUUAGUAAAUUUCUUCUUAAACUCAGCAAGAGUGGAAGUGAAAUCAGGAACAUGGUAGUUCAAGUUCAUGGGCAUAAGAAAAUGGUGCUGUACAAAUGGAUUAAAUGUUUUUCUGAGGGAAGAGAAAGCAUCGCUGAGGAAGAGAGGUUAGGGCAGCCAAUAAUAAGCAGAACUGAUGGAAACGAUGCCAAAAUGCAUUGAAUUGUGCAUCAAAUUGUCUGCUGACUAUGAGAAGCAUAGCAGACCAAGUAAAUAUCAAUAAUGAAAUAGGAAAGCCGGCCCGUGAGCUCUCUCCCUGCUUCUCUCCAGCUUGUUCCUGCUCACUACCAUCGCUAUCAUGCUGGGCACUGCUCUCCGCCGCUGCCUCUCGGGCGGCCCUGGAGGCCUCCUGCACCCCGCCCUGGUCCCCAGCCCCACCGCCGCUAUCCACUCAAUUUGCUGCUAUUCCCCUGGGUCACAAGAGACAGAUGAAGAGUUUGAUGCUCACUGGGUGACACACUUCAACAAGCCAGAUAUAGAUGCCUGGGAAUUGUGGAAAGGGAUGAACACACUUGUUGGCUAUGAUCUGGGUCCAGAACCCAAAACCAUUGAUGCUGCUUUGUGGGCAUCCAGACGAUUAAAUGAUUUUGCUAGUGCAGUUCGCAUCCUAGAGGUUGUUAAGGACAAAGCAGGACCUCAUACGGAAAUCUACCCCUAGGUCAUCCAGGAACUUAGACCAACUUUAAAUGAAUUGGGAAUCUCCACUCCAGAGGAACUGGGCCUUGACAAAGUGUAAACCCCAUGGAUGGGCUUCCUAAGGAUUUAUUGAUAAUACUACUUGAUUGUAAACAGUCACCUGGAAAUACUGAUGAUAACAUAUUACCUUAUUCAAACAAAUUUUACUUUAUUGAAUACCAAACCAUAAUGGUAAC
This is a messenger RNA of Nycticebus coucang (slow loris), 1191 nucleotides long. Its product is annotated as cytochrome c oxidase subunit 5A, mitochondrial-like. The transcript has a single exon. Bases 618 to 977 code for a protein of 119 amino acids. Gene Ontology annotation, biological process: mitochondrial electron transport, cytochrome c to oxygen. Lineage: Eukaryota; Metazoa; Chordata; Mammalia; Primates; Lorisidae. Gene Ontology annotation, cellular component: mitochondrial inner membrane. The record is from RefSeq and is a predicted model, not a curated record.